AUGAUCCGGAGAGAUCUUAUUGUUCAGAGGUCCGUUGAUGAACACCAGUUGAACUCUGUUUGCAACAUCUUGCCCUUGCAGAGUGAUGUGGGCCUGUUAAAGACUGUCACCUCCAUUUGUCCUUAUUCGAAGCUUCUGACUUAUGAGUUCUAUUGUAAUCUUAAUGAGGAGAUUGACAAUUUGACUGGGACGCGAUGCAUGCAAAUCUUCAUCCGAGGUAAAUGGUAUGUCUUCGGUCCUGAUAUGAUAAAUGAAUAUUAUGGUUUGAAGGGUGUUCACGAAGAAGAUAUCACGGACUGGGAUUUGGUGGCAAAGACCCUCACAUGUGGACACACUACUGCAUGGCCUACGGGUGAAACUGAUACUCUGCAUAGCUCGCGUCUCACCUCUAAAUAUGUCAUUUUGCACCGGAUUGCUCUUCACAACUGGCUACCAUCUGCUCACUUUCAUACGGUCGACAAACAAUUGGCAGCUCUCCUGUUUCGGAUUGGAACUAAAAUGUCUAUUGAUCUGGGGUCAUGGAUCUUUUAUCAUAUCCUCACGUUGAUCCAUCCGCGAGAGCAGAAGGUAAGGUUACCUUUUCCUAAUCUGAUUUUUGGGGUUCUGAAAACGCAAGGCCUAGUGCCAAUGCCUAGUGAGGUGAUAAGUCUAACUCUUCUUUAUACUGUUGAUCCUCGUCUUCUGACUGGAAAUCACAUUCGCGAUGUUACGCUGGUGAAUGCUCCUCCCUCUACUGAUGCUGAUACUGUGGCUGAUGAUUCGCCACAUGAGAAAUAUGUUCAACUCUCCCUUCGACUGAAGGCCCGGGUAUCUAAACUUGAGACUGUUCAUGGAAUCAUUGCGAAGCAGCUGACUGGGGCCCGUACUGAAUUGGCUACCGUUCUUCUCCGCUUGAGCAUGACUGAAUCUGCUGCUGCUGAUGCUGCUAAGUUUGACAGUGAGGACCCCUUCAAUGCAUGA
Ipomoea nil (Japanese morning glory) is the source of this 960-nucleotide messenger RNA. RefSeq lists its product as uncharacterized. The record is from RefSeq and is a predicted model, not a curated record. Lineage: Eukaryota; Viridiplantae; Streptophyta; Magnoliopsida; Solanales; Convolvulaceae. The transcript has a single exon. The coding region runs from base 1 to 960 and encodes 319 amino acids.